Paralichthys olivaceus (Japanese flounder) is the source of this 1384-nucleotide messenger RNA. The record is from RefSeq and is a predicted model, not a curated record. NCBI's taxonomy places the organism in Eukaryota, Metazoa, Chordata, Actinopteri, Pleuronectiformes, Paralichthyidae.
UCUCACUCCGAGCACGCUUCACAGCCUCCCUCCCUCCUUCUCUCUGUCUCUCUCCUUCUGGUGUGCUAAUGACCACUGAUUCAGUCAGCAACAGCAACGCGUAUACACACACACAAACACACAAACACACACAUACACACACACUCCAGCGCUCAGUGUUUGGAUGAGAGACAGAGCGUUUUUUUUCCAGAGGAGGCUGUUGGUUUAUUGAUCCUCCAGCUCAGCCCCAGAGAAGGAAUGAGCGACAGGAAGAGAAAGUCAUGCUCAGGAGAAACACUGCUGUUUGGACUUAGCUGUGUCUGACCUCAAGACCAACAGGACCUGUGAUGUUAUUUCUGUAGAGAAACUUUGCUCCACGCUUGUUCAGGAUGUCAAUGGAACGGAGGGCACUGUUGGAACAGAAGCAGCGGAGGAAGCGUCAAGAACCACUCAUGGUCCAGCCCAACACGGAGGCCUGGCCCCGGCGCUCCAGGACACGGCGCGGGGAGGAGCAGGCGCCACUAGUGGAGUUUCAACCCAGCAUCAUAAACGAUGUCAUCAUGGACGUAGGUAUUGAUGGCCCAGCAGCCUUCAUGGGCUCAGAAGCCCCUGAUCUGGGAACGAGAAUCCAGAUCCUCUCUGCGAGCCAAUCCCAGACCAAGUCCCAAACCCAGUCUCAGCCUCAAUCCAAGUCUGAGCCUCAGUUCCAGCUUCAAUCCCAGCCUCAUUCCCCUGCUUCUGAGGAGCCCGAGAGAGACAGAGACACUGAGACGCUGCUCGAGCCCAAGACGGAUAUCCACGAGUUACUGCAGAAACAAGAUGCCGCCAAGAUGCGUCCCAGCAAAAGUUGAAUCCGAUUCAAGUUGUUCGCAGCAUGGUGCUGAGCUGCUUUGUUGCUGUUUUAUUGCCUGGUCUCAUUCCCAGUUUUAGUAAACAAUGUUUGACAGUGCAACACAGGCUCAGUGUGACAUGAGGUGGAAAAAGUGAGGCUCAAAUAUAAACAAACACCGAAGAGAGGAGAGACGAGAGAAAGUUAUUCAGAUCAGGACGAACAGUCGUCUUAAUGAGUGUGUGUGGUGUGAAUCCAUUCUUAGUUAAUGUGAUCACAGAUCAGUAGAUCACACUCUGAAGCUUCUCCUGCUGCAGCGUGGAACAGAGAUGCAGACGUUGGUGUGAUUGACGGUGACGCAGUGAGAAAUGGGUCAUUUAAUAAUAGGGCAGAGCAUUGUUCACACUGCAGUCUACAGCAUCACUACAGCUCCUGCCAGCCACACUCACACCGCCAGCUGGCAGGGCUUUCCAUGGAAGGUGUCUUCAAAUCUAGACCAGAGUGGAUUGUGGGUUUUUUAAUCCACUUGCCACUGUAGACAAAUAAAGUUUGUCUGGAACAUCCUGACUUUCAUUA